Molecule: messenger RNA, 360 nt
Organism: Anisakis simplex (herring worm)
Lineage: Eukaryota; Metazoa; Nematoda; Chromadorea; Rhabditida; Anisakidae
Source: the annotation of a GenBank genome assembly
AUGGAAGAAGAAGAACCAGUGGAGGUACCGGUGGAGAGGUGUUACUUGAACCGAAACAAACUCACACCAGAUAUCAUAGCAAUUAUGGAUAGCGAUAAACGCAAUCUGUCAAGAAGACUUAAACAAUACAACACACAAUUAAGAGCAUACUGCACGCCGGAUUUGGAGGCGCGUGAUGAAAUGUUCAGGAAUUGUCCACUGUGGCGAGAAGAGAAGAUGAUCCACUACUACAAAUUGAUGCGAUUGCUGUAUUGCUCAGAUUACAAUUUAUGGCCGAAUGCACCAAAAAUUAAGCGGUCUUUUGGUGCAAAUUUACAACUCUUCGAGAAACUCUACGCAUUUAUGCCGAAGCAAGAAUGA